AUGUUUUUACAUUUUCUCAGGUGUUAUCAGUUUUCAAUGGAAGUAUCAGUUAAAAUGUUGAAUCCUGCGUCCACGAACAAUUUCAUGAAAAUAUCGUUGAAUGGCUUCCGCCUAUACAUGUACCUUUUUAUUUGUUCUGGAUACCGUUGCAGUGGGAGAAUUGAGGAGGAGGUGCCUUGUGUUUUGAAUUUGCUACGUUAUCCGUUCGUCGUGAAGAAGUCCGUGCUACAGACGGUCAGUAGUCCACAUUCCUGGCCUCACUGUCUAGGCAUUCUCGAUUGGCUUCGAGAACUGACAUCGGUAAUUCAUUCUUUUAUUCCUAUUAAUUAUAUAUUUAUAUUGUUUCAUGAGACUUUUCCAAUACUCCUGGUCAUUCUCUAA
Molecule: messenger RNA, 381 nt
Organism: Soboliphyme baturini
Lineage: Eukaryota; Metazoa; Nematoda; Enoplea; Dioctophymatida; Soboliphymatidae
Source: the annotation of a GenBank genome assembly